AUGUCAAUUUAAUAUACUUAAGAUGAAUUGCUCACCUUCCAAUAUUUCUUUACUAUGUGCGAUUAGACUGGCCAAGGAAUACUAGGUUAAGAUAUGGUGAUCAAUUUCUUUAAGGCAAGUGGUUUGAAUUAGUAGAUUUUAGGAGCUAUUUGGUAAAUUACAUCCUCCAAUGGACAGACAUUCACUAAAGAUGAAUUUUUUGCUGCACUUAAAUUGAUAGCAUUAGCCUAAAAUGGUUAUCCGCCAGAUGAGAAAUUGCUAUCUAAAAACGUUUCCUGUCCCUUACCUUUACUUCAAGGCUUCCAACCACCUAUAUACGAUAUCCAAAGUGAAUAGUUGCAAAAAUAUGAAAAUUAUUUUCUAACCAUAGAUUAGGAGGGCACUCAAAUAAUCCAGGGCAUGCAAGCAAGAGCUUUGUUUUCUAAAUCUGGCUUGAGUUUAGAUCAACUAAAAGAAUUAUGGAAUCUUUGUGAUAUUGGAGAAAAGGGUCAUCUAAACAAAGGAGAAUUCAUAGUGGCUUUGCACCUUGUUUAAUUGUGUUCUAAAUUUAAAUAUCCUUUACCCAUCACCUUACCAGAUUCUUUAUUAUAGAUUGCUAGAAGAUUCUCCAGUAACCCUAAUGGAGGUAGAUUAGGUUCAAAUUCAAAUUUGGUUCCUCAAUAAAGAUUUGGUUCCAAUUCAAAUCUACUCAAUCAACCCAGACCUAGAUUAGGAUCAAAUGCCAAUAUUGGAAUUUAACCGAUUUAAAGUGUUCAAUAGGUACAAUCAACUAUUUAGCCUUUAAAUGUUCCAACUAAUGUAAAUAUGAUUCCUGGAUAUGAUCAAAAUGGAAUUAAUUCAGUGAGGCAAUAAGUCAAUGAUUCUACUUAACAAGUUUAUCAGAUGUAGAAUUAAUUAAAUUCACUUUUCUAAAGUGUUUUACUUGAAAAACAAGAAGAUGUAAAAUAGAUGUAAGUCUUGAAUGAGAAUUUGAAACUUAUCUUGUCAAAUCUUUAAGAGCAAUAUAGAGCCAUUAAUGAGGAACUAAGUAGAAUAAGAAUGUAGAAAUAGGGGUUAACUUAAUAAAACCAUUAAUUGCAGUAAUAGAUAGGAAUGUAGAUGCAAUAAAAUAAAGAUUAGUUUGCUUAAUUGUAAUAAGAGCAAUAAUUGCAAUAAGAAUAAUAAUCAUAUUUAUCAUCACCACCUCAAUUUUAAGCCAUGACAUAAAAUUAAUAAUUGUAAACAUUAAGUUAACCACUUCCUUAAUAAAAUUUUGGAUUUUAAAAUACCCUUAAUUAUGGCAAUAGUAGUCCUUUACCUUAAACUAAUUAGAUCAAGAUCCAACCUUAAUAACCAAUUGUUCAAUUUAGUGUAGAUGAAGUUCAGAAGUAACCUGGUAUAUUAAAAAAUCAAGCAGGUAUUUGUUUAUAUGUAGAUUUAGAGACAUAAAAAAAGCAAGUAACAUUUGCAUAAUAAGAAGAGUAAUUUCCUUGGUGA
Molecule: messenger RNA, 1476 nt
Organism: Paramecium tetraurelia
Lineage: Eukaryota; Ciliophora; Oligohymenophorea; Peniculida; Parameciidae
Exons: 5
Biological process (GO): endocytosis; endosomal transport
Cellular component (GO): cytoplasm; plasma membrane
Molecular function (GO): protein binding; calcium ion binding
Source: RefSeq, a predicted model, not a curated record